Molecule: messenger RNA, 1394 nt
Organism: Venturia canescens
Lineage: Eukaryota; Metazoa; Arthropoda; Insecta; Hymenoptera; Ichneumonidae
Product: odorant receptor 4-like
Exons: 5
Coding region: 172-1332 (386 amino acids)
Biological process (GO): sensory perception of smell; detection of chemical stimulus involved in sensory perception of smell
Cellular component (GO): plasma membrane
Molecular function (GO): olfactory receptor activity; odorant binding
Source: RefSeq, a predicted model, not a curated record
UCAUUCCAAAGGUAUUCAGAGCGCGGUGCAGUUGAACAUAUUGUACGGAAAUUUGCAAAGCAUAAAAAUCGUCAGUGAGGAGAGAAUAUAAAUCGAGGCGCGGAUAACAUUAAGCGCGGUGAAAGUUCAGGCAGAUUUUCUCUUUUCAUAAAAGAAAAGUCCAUCUGAACGAUGGAUUUUCGUAGCAUAAACCGAUACAACGUUUUGACUAAUGCCGUUUCGGGCAACUUUUUGCCCCUCAUGGGGCAAAAAACGAAGUUUCAUUUUCCUUCUACGUUCUGGGGGACGUUGGUCUGGAUCGUCGAGGCGACCUACGUAACCUCUUGGAUCAUUGGUAACGCGAGAUACAACCCCCCCGCGGUGGCCUUUCAGGAAGCUUCUGCAUCCUGGAUUCUCGCUGUUGAAUUACUCAUUCUCACGAUUCACCUUAAUAUACAUCGCGGAGAUUUGCGAGACUUGAUUCGUCGCUUGAACGAUAUUCUCGUCGAAUCGGACGACUUCAAGCGCUGCCUCGCCGAAAAUGUCGACCCGAACGUGACGUAUUUGAAAAUGUACUCAGUCAUGGCUUUCAGCUCGACGGUCCUGUGGGCUGUCACACCUAUUUUUCAAGUAUUCAGCCGAGAUACAUUCACUUACGGAGAUUGGACGAUGACCGCCUACGUCCCCGGGGAACCUUUCGGCGUUACGACCUUCGCUUGCGGUGUUUUUUUCCAAGUUUUCGGCGGAUGCUAUCUCGUCUUGAAAAAACUCAGCAUCGAUAUCUACGUGAGCUACUUCGUGACACUUUUGACCUCUCAGUACAAAUACGUUCGGGAAGAAAUAGCCAAGGCUCUCCAUCCGGAAAUUGAAACUGAAAGAGACGAACAGUCGGUGAUUGACGAUUUGAAAAAAUGUGUCGAGCACCAUUGCGCUGUUAUCGGAAUUGCUCGAGAUUUCAUGAAAAUAGUAGCCGUCAAUGUGGGUCUGACGUACAUCGGUUCGAUAUUGAGAUUUUGUUUCGUGAGCUUCGCCGUCGUUGCGUUUCGGGGCUUUUACGUAUACCAGUUUGUGUUCUUCUUGUACGGUAUGGGCGUUUUCGCUCAAGUUUUUAUUCUCUGUUUGGCAGCUCAGCAGUUGCUGGAUGCGAGCACGACGGUGACUGCGGAUGCGUUUCAUGAAAAUUGGCAUAAAAGCAACAAAAGUGUAAAGAAAUUAUUCUACACGAUCGAAUUGAGUAAUCACAUCGAGUGUAAAUUGACGGCGUACCGAACCGUCGAUUUGAUCAUCCCGACAUUGGCGGUGAUCAUGAAUAAAGCUUACUCAGUUUUCCUCCUUCUGCAGGAGAUGAAUUGAAUCUUCGAUCGACUUUCAGUCUGUAUAGCGUAGUAAAUGUAAUAAAAGUGCACUGCGUAAAA